Molecule: messenger RNA, 1877 nt
Organism: Haliotis rubra (blacklip abalone)
Lineage: Eukaryota; Metazoa; Mollusca; Gastropoda; Lepetellida; Haliotidae
Exons: 3
Coding region: 259-1221 (320 amino acids)
Biological process (GO): immune response
Cellular component (GO): membrane
Molecular function (GO): tumor necrosis factor receptor binding
Source: RefSeq, a predicted model, not a curated record
GUUGCAUAGUAUCGGAUCGGAUCGAAAUUUACAAUGCAGUAUGCAAACUUGAAACUCAACCUCACGGACACAGAUACGUGAAAAACCAGUCCCUAUUUAUAGUCUGCAAAUUGUUAGUAACCACAGAGUGUGCAUGCAAGCAGGCAAUAAACGGCCAUAUGUAGGUCAAAGCUAUUCACCUGCAGCACACUCAACACAGCAAUUUCCGAGAAAUCGACUUCGUGGAACACAGCGUCAAUGUUUAACGAUCGUUGAAAGAUGGCGGUGCUGGCAACAACAGCCGACAUCAAGUACAAGAUUUGUGACAGUUCAUCUGAGCAAACAGACAACUCAGAAACUAGCUAUUGUAAAGUUGACCAUCUCUCACAGGACGUUAAAUCCAGCGGAUUUGAAAGAGUUCCUCGUUGUUGUAAACGCAGCACUGCUGCUGUCGUCCUCGUCGUAUCUCUGGGGAUCAAUGUUCUGGCUGUCGUUUGGUUGUUAACCACUGUGACUUUUAAGCAUAAAGCAGACGACAGUCCGCGCGCUGAGGCCCGUGUUUUUGAUGUGCACGAAAACACGGUUUGCACGGACUGCAGUUUGCUGGGGGUGCAUCCCGACAGAAACCAACCGGACUUACACGAGCUGCACGUGCAUCACGUGACUGGUUCGUCCUUUUUAUGUUGUUUGCGAAAUGCAGAAGGUUUGUGGAGGCUUGCGUCGAUGUUUGCGACCAGAUUCCACACAGAAGCAGUCAGUGAUGCAUUAACCAGUAGCCCACGAACCAAGCAAAUAAUUACUGGAGCUCACCUGAAUGUCAACAGCGAAGAUUUAAAUCUUCAUCCUCCGUCUCUGUCAUGGACUAAAAAUUAUGGACAGUACGGCGCCUACAGCAGUGGCAACAUUGGCACUGAUGGCCGCAAGCUCCACAUAACCAGGCCCGGCCUCUACCACGUCUAUUCCUUCUUCACGUUCAAGACAAAACAGCGACGUCUCCGACCUGAAAUCAUUGUUCACACAGUCAACAGGGUCAACUCGCACUUGCCAAAUCUAGGCCCUUCUGUACUUCUAAUGGCGAAGAAGACAAUGCCGGAAGUCAGUGAGAAGUUCGUCACAAGCUUCCUGUCUGCUUCCAUCCGACUGAGGGACAACGAUGACCUGUUUGUUCAUGUGAGCAACAUGUCGUACAUCUACAAUUACCCACCUUCAAACUUCUUUGGUUUGUACUAUCUUGGAACAUAAAUUGUGUCACCAUAAAAUGGUGUAACUGGCUUCACACAAAAGCAAAUUGCACUGCCAGAGAGUAAUCUGCCUCGGUGACCUGUCGAACUAGAUUCCACUGAGUAAAUGGCAAAACAGAUGGAAAUUAUAGGAGUAGGUCAUUGGCAAUAUGUCAUAGCUAACUUAAGUUAAGAAUCUUUGACAGAUGAAGCCAAGGACAAAACCAAUGGCGGGAGUUUCCGGAAGACUCUUGCUGUUGAUUGGUACAUCAGUCUAUACGCAUCAACAACCGGACAAAUUCUGUUUGUCUGCGAUUAUAUAAACAUAAUGAUUAUACGCAUUGAGUGUCAAUGGCACCGACACAUAUAUUUACAAUUGUCAGAAGGAAGAAAUAUUGACUGUCAAUGUCUGUAUACAUGUGACCUUGCCUCUAUGGCAUGUCCUUUCACGUUGUUUACCAUUUGUUUGAUUACUUGAAAUUUCUUUGAGUGGCAUUUAGAAGUUGGUGUGAUCAACAAGGGAAAUACAAGUUCUUUAUUAAAAUACAUGCGACGCUUCAGUGUACAUACCAUCACGCAGCUUGCUUGAUCGCUUGUUUGCUUAUGGUCGAAAGAAUUGUAAUAAAGAAGUUGUGGAUCCGGAGGAAGACAACUUCAAAUAAAAACAUCCCCAAAUUA